AUGGCGAAGGACAAGGCACCGGGCCCAGAUGGUUGCUCGAUGGGUUUCUUCCAGGCUUGUUGGGAUGUAGUAAAAUGUGAUAUUAUGCAGGUUUUUGCAGAAUUCCACUCUUUCCAUAAAUUUGAGAAAAGCCUAAAUGCGAAGUUCAUUACUCUUAUUCCAAAGAAACAUGGGGCUAAGGUAGUUGAAGAUUUUCGCCCCAUAGGCCUGGUGAGUGGAGUUUAUAAAAUUAUCUCCAAGGUCCUGGCAAAUAGGCUUAGCUUAGUGAUGGAACAUAUUAUUUCUAAGCCUCAAAAUGCCUUCAUUAGGGGGAGACAGAUUUUGGAUUUGGUACUUAUUGCCAAUGAGUGUUUGGAUCAUAGGUUGCGGGAAGGCGUCCCGAUAUUAGUUAAUGGUACUCCUGCUGGGUUCUUUAACAGCUCAUGUGGUUUGAGGCAGGGGGAUUCCUUGUCUCCUCUCUUGUUUGUCAUUGUUAUGGAGGCACUGGGGAGGUUGGUGAAGGUCACUGUUGGUGGAGAUACUGGUCAGAUUCAAUCUUUGCGAGCUCUCUUGUUAUGCUUUGAAGUACUGUCGGGGCUUAAGGUUAAUCUUGGUAAAUUCGAGAUCGUUGUGGAGGGUGCGGUGCCUAAUAUUAACAACUUGCCUAUGAAUUAUUUGGGUCUUCCACUGGGGGCCAAUUUUAAGGCUCGAGCCAUUUGGGAUGGGGUGGUGGAGAAAGUAGAGAGGAAGCUUGCUGGGUGGAAACGGAUGGGAUUUCCAGCACUCUAUAGUAUUGCAGCUAACAGAGAGGCCUCUGUUGCAGAUAUGAGGGUUGUAUCUGAUUUUUUUAGGUUGCUCUAUUCUAUGGGAAAUAUUACGGCUCAAGAGGAUAGGUUGCAAUGGAAGGCUAAUGGUAGUAAAAAAUUUACAGUCAGGAACUACUACAAGAUGUUGUCAACCCAAGGUCAUGUAUCAUUUCCAUGGAAGAGGAUUUGGAGAUCACGGGUGCCUACUAAGGUAGCUUUCUUCAUAUGGACUACCACUCUUGGGAAGAUCUUGACUACGGGCAAUCUAAGAAAGAGGGGAAUCAUAGUGAUGGAUUAG
Messenger RNA from Juglans microcarpa x Juglans regia, 1083 nucleotides. RefSeq lists its product as uncharacterized. Lineage: Eukaryota; Viridiplantae; Streptophyta; Magnoliopsida; Fagales; Juglandaceae. The transcript has 5 exons. The record is from RefSeq and is a predicted model, not a curated record. The coding region runs from base 1 to 1083 and encodes 360 amino acids.